AGACCAUCUCCAACGGUUCAUCAAAGUUGACAUCAAAUUUUAAAUUUGAUGAAAAAGUUACUGUUUGGUGCUCUAACGGUUGCACCAAAUCGAUGUCAAAAUGAGAUUUCACCAAACAAUUCAUCAAACUGAGGACAGAAAGUAGAUUUCAUCAAAACACUGUUUGUGACUAUUGGAUGCAUAAACUGGUCAACCAGCCGGUUGACCAACCGGUCGCCCGGUGUACCAUAUCAGUGAGUGGUUGGUUUGAACCCUCAGAUGGUUGGUUUGAACUGGGUUGGCUUGAACUGUGAUCGUUGGGGGCAACCGGUCGACCGGUUUGGGAAUUUCGGCUACAGUGCAAUAACAGGUUGAUCCUGGUUGGUUUAACUUGUUUGAGUUGGUUUAUUUGGACUAAAAAAUAUUUUGUGGAUUAUGAAUAAUUUUGCAGGGUGAUAUAAAUUUAAAUUCCCUACAUAGUUGACAUACAUAUUUGAGAAUUAGCCGUUAUAAUAAUUUGUCGUUGGAUGGACAGAGUAUUUUGAAAAUCUACUCUUAUGUACUGUUGGAUGGACAGAGUAUUUUGAAAAUCUACUCUUAUUUACUGUUGGAUGGACAGAGUAUUUUGAAAAUUUACCGUUGAUGAUGCGCUCUAUAAAAUAGAUGUGAUUUCUAUAUCUUAAAUUGACAGAGUAUUUCAUUUUGAGAAUAGCAUUUAUAUGUUGUGAAUUUUUUUUCUUUUGUGUCAUUACAUAUUUGUUUCCCUUGAAAUUUUAAUUAAUAUUAUCUGAUUCUGAGUUUGAGCUUUAUAUCAUUACAAUAUUUUUAGUAAGUGUAUUGUCUUUUUUCCAAACUAUGGAAGAUUUCAAAAUGUUUAAAGAAUCACAAAUGUUUGAGCACAACACUCAUAUUAAUUUAAUGUCGGAAUCUUCACGAGAGCAGAACACGCAGAACAGUGAUAAUCAUUUCAUUUCAGAAACUUCUCGUGUUUCUCGUGGUAAAGCGUUCACAAUUAUAGAAGAUGAAACUUUAUGUAGAUCUUGGUUAGUAGUCUUUCAAGAUCCCAUCACUGGUAAUAGUCAGACUAUAGCUAUAUUUUGGGAACGAGUACUUGUUUAUUUUAAUUCACAAUUCAGCAGUGAAUCAAAUCGAAAUCGUAUUUCUUUGACUCACCGUUGGUCUGCUAUGCAAAAGGCAAUUAAUAAAUUCUGUGAUUUUCUUGAACAAAUUCAACUGAGGCAACAAAGUGGAACAACUGAGGCAAAUAUGGUCACUGAAGCGAAGCGGAUGUCUCAUGCAAUACAGAAAAAACACUUCACUUUUGAUACAUGUUGGGAGAUUUUGCGCCAAAGUUGUAAAUGGGAUGAAUUUCGAUCAAAAAGAAGCAUGCAACCUAUUGAUCCAUGUUCACAUUCACCAACUGAAUAUGAGGCUUCUCAAUCCAACCAGAAUAAUGCGGUGCACGAACAACCAUCUAAUACAUCAACACGACCAAUUGGUACUAAGGCAGCGAAAUAGAAGUUGAAGAAUCAAACAAUGCACGAUAGUAGAUUUAAUGAAAUGGCUGCCAACCAAUCCAAAAUUGUUGAAGUGUUAUCAACUAUCUCCGCUAGAACUAUUGAGCGAGAUGAACAAAAGGCAAUAGACCGUGAGCAGAAGGCUGCAGAGCGUCG
Messenger RNA from Camellia sinensis, 1652 nucleotides. Lineage: Eukaryota; Viridiplantae; Streptophyta; Magnoliopsida; Ericales; Theaceae. The record is from RefSeq and is a predicted model, not a curated record.